Ricinus communis (castor bean) is the source of this 2003-nucleotide messenger RNA. Its product is annotated as linamarin synthase 1. Bases 348 to 1805 code for a protein of 485 amino acids. Lineage: Eukaryota; Viridiplantae; Streptophyta; Magnoliopsida; Malpighiales; Euphorbiaceae. Gene Ontology annotation, molecular function: UDP-glycosyltransferase activity. The record is from RefSeq and is a predicted model, not a curated record. The transcript has 2 exons.
ACUUUUUGAUCUACAGCUAGUAUUUCAAUAUCUCAACUUCUAUUUUCGUUUCCAUUUGCCCAGAAUUUUUUUGUAUUAGUUGGAUUCUUUAUCAACCAAACAAGAGACUGGAAUCAUAUUCCAAGAAUCGGAUUCUAUUCCCAACUCCAGGGUGUUCCAUUGUAUUGUCAUAAAAAGAUGAAAUGAUAUACUUGAUGUGUUAAUGUCAGCAUUCCAAAUUGAGAGCUGAAACUGGAAACAUCUUUUAUAUAUUUUGAGCAGGAUAGCUAGCUAGGUAGGCAAGCUUAAAGCUUAUACAAGAAUUCUUUGCAAUAAUAUUUUUCUUACUUUCUAUUCAACCCUGAAAGAUGGAUUCAGUUGCAGGUCAAAAGCCCCAUGUAAUUCUAUUACCAUUUCCAGCACAAGGCCAUGUUAACCCGUUUAUGCAGCUAGCCAAGCUUUUACACUCGAGAGGUUUUUAUAUAACAUUCGUUAACACCGAGUUCAAUCAUAGACGUCUAGUUAGAGCUCAGGGACCUGAAGCUGUGCAGGGCUUUCCUGAUUUUUGCUUUGAAACAAUACCUGAUGGCUUGCCACCGUCUGAUCGUGACGCCACUCAAGAUCCUCCUGCUUUGUGUGAUGCUAUGAAGAAGAACUGCUUGGCUCCAUUUCUAGAGCUACUGUCUAAGAUAGAUUCUUUAUCUGAAGUGCCUCCAGUCACUUGCAUUAUUUCAGAUGGCAUGAUGAGUUUUGGUACCAAAGCUGCAAAGAUGUUGGGCAUAGCAGAUGCUCAAUUCUGGACAGCCUCAGCUUGUGGUCUCAUGGGAUAUUUGCAAUAUGGUGAAUUCAUCAGGAGAGGCAUUGUUCCUUUCAAAGAUGAAAGCUUCCUUACAGAUGGCACACUUGAUGCUCCAAUAGACUGGAUAGAAGGUAUGAGUAACAUACGGAUUAAGGAUAUGCCAAGCUUUGUUAGAAUCACAGAUAUUAAAGACAUUUUGUUCAAUUACCUAAAAUCAGAAGCAGAGAACUGUUUGAACUCUUCUAGAUUAAUCUUCAACACGUUUGAUGACUUCGAACAUGAAGCCUUAGUUGCUAUUGCAGCAAAGUUUCCUAACCUUUAUACAAUAGGCCCACUUCCUUUGCUUGAAAGGCAGCUACCAGAGGUUGAAUUCAAGUCAUUGAGGCCCAGUUUAUGGAACGAAGACUUGAGAUGUCUUGAAUGGCUAGAUAAAAGAGAACCGAAUUCAGUUGUGUAUGUCAAUUAUGGUAGUGUGACUGUGAUGACAGAGCAACACCUGAAAGAAUUUGCUUGGGGCUUAGCAAAUAGUAAGUACCCUUUUCUAUGGAUUGUUAGGCCGGAUGUUCUAAUGGGAGAUUCUCCAAUCUUGCCUAAAGAAUUCUUCAAGGAAAUUAAAGAUAGAGGAGUUUUAGCAAGUUGGUGUCCACAAAAUCAAGUACUUUCACACCCAUCAAUUGGUGUUUUUAUAACACAUUGCGGCUGGAAUUCAGUGAUGGAAAGUAUUUGUGGAGGAGUGCCUGUAAUAGGUUGGCCAUUUUUUGCAGAGCAACAAACAAAUUGUAGAUAUGCAUGUACUAGCUGGGGAAUUGGCAUGGAGGUCAAUCGUGAUUUCAGGAGUGAAGAGAUUGUGGAUCUUCUUAGGGAAAUGAUGGAAGGAGAAAAUGGGAAACAGAUGAAACAGAAAGCUUUGGGUUGGAAGAAGAAAGCAGAGGAAGCAACUAAUGUUGAUGGAUAUGGAUCGUCGUACAAUAAUUUUAAUAGACUUGUUAAAGAAAUUUUCCUCCAUGUUGAUACAAGGAAUAAAUGAAAUAAAAGCUUAGGAUGAGUUUGUCUAAAUAUGGGAGGUAUAGAGGAAGAAGGUGCACAAACAACUUAUUUGCUUGGGAUGAGAGUGUUCUACCAAGUGUUCCUAAAAUUUCGUGAAUGAAAUAAAAUUAAUGUAAGAUACAAUCGACUGUUGAAAUGCAAUGAAGGCACAAUAUAAACAAAGUAUUACCAUGAACAA